Molecule: messenger RNA, 753 nt
Organism: Eremomyces bilateralis CBS 781.70
Lineage: Eukaryota; Fungi; Ascomycota; Dothideomycetes; Eremomycetales; Eremomycetaceae
Exons: 3
Coding region: 1-699 (232 amino acids)
Source: RefSeq, a predicted model, not a curated record
AUGCUCGCCCUCCCGCUCUUUGUCCUUCCUCUGCUCAUCAGUGUGGCGUUUGUCGCAUUGGGCAGUGUCACCACUGAUCCCUCUCGCCGAGGCGUGACCCUCCACGAGAUGCCUGACAACUUCACAGUUGUCCCCGCAGAAUGGACCGGGCAGAUCUUCAAGAACGGCCCCGAGGUCACUCUGUUCGGCGACACUACCUCUGACAUAUUUGACUACAUUGAAGAGCAAAACCCAGAAUACGACGUUCACUUCCCAGUCUCGACGAGGGAGAAGACGCCCGAUGGCCCUCCUGGCUAUAAUCCCGAUGGUCCAUGGCUUGUCGGAGAACUCGUGAAGUGUCCCGAGAAGUCGGGCGGUCCCAGCACUCCCGAGUGCCCAGGCUCCUUGUGCGGCCAAGGAUUUGCGCGGGCAUUCGCUAUCGAAGAGGGCAUCAAGUACCUGAAAAGCAAGCGCUAUCAUGCCUGGCACGGGCCCCACUCCUAUGGUCAAUGCCAUCGCUUGACCUGCUCCUGGAACUCGGCCAUCUACUUCUGCAACAACAAGGACGAGCCCCAGUUGGUUCCGUGGUCUGAGAUUGGGGGUCUCGCCGAUCAGACUCUGCAGUUAUGUCGACAGGGAGACAAGGUUCGGGGAACGCACUUGCAGCCACAUUGGCUCUAUGCAGUGAGAAUCAAUGCGAAUCAAGGCCCUGGUUGCUGAAGGGUAAAUAUGAGGAGGACAUAGGGAUAUGGAAAAUGAACCCGGUUGCUAAAG